UCCGAGCCAUGGCUUGCCGACUUGCUGCCAGACAAGAGACCGGACGAAGAUUCGCCGACAAUGAAGCGAGGCUACUGCCAAACUAAUCGUGAAAGUGGACGGUCUUUUGUUUAUUUUUAAUCUAAAUUCUUCUGCUUUGAUCCAUUAUUUGACUCAGUACGCAAGCUUCAACCUCGAUACCAGUAGGAUUAUGCGACCCCAGUUUCUGUGAUCAACCAAAAGCUCCCCUCGUACCGAAACAACCACAAACGCAAGCUUAGCUUCAGCUUAUGACCGAUUUCCCCCGCAAUCGGCCCUUGGGAUAUAUAUAACAAAAACUGCGCGGCCAGCGCUCGGCAUCGCGACACUACAACGGCCACGACCAAUUGAAGCAAACCCGACCUGCGUUUGUUAACUCAACAUGGUCAACGGAAACGAUGAGGGUCGGGAUUCCGCUCCCGACCUUAGAAUUCUCGGGGACUCGAUAACGCUCCAGCCCAGCGGAUAUGUCGAACCGCCAGCCGGAGCGCGCGAUGCGGAGAAGGAGGAGGCUCUUAUGAAGCACAUGGCACGCUUCCGGUCCGAACCGCUCCAGUUCCUCCGCGAAGUAUCCCUUUACGUUUCCGGCACCGGAUGGCGCGCCUACGAUGACUUUAUCGGUCAACCGAUUUUUUACCCUGGCUUCUCGGAACAGAUGGCCGCGCAGGUCCUCUCGGCCCCGCUCCUCCGCUCACGCAUCUCUCAGCUCGCCGAGAAGCGGCUCGCCAACGAGGAAAAGGAGGGAUGGUUCCGCAAGGGCGACUCGGACUAUGAGGUCCGCCGAGCGCACAGGCGGGCCGAGCUCGAGACGUGGCUGCAACAGGUUGCUGAGAAGUGGACCGACAAUAUGAUCUGCAAGUUCGAGAGCAAGAUGUUCAUCCGCAGCGCCUACUACAUGGUCACACAGCUGCUCACGCGUGCCUAUCACCAGGGUAUUCACGUCUCCAGCGAGGAGGUUCUCAGGCUGAGAAAGGUCGCGCAGGAGGCGGAAAAGAAGAAGCGGAGCAUAAUCUUCCUACCAUGCCACCGCUCCCAUGUCGACUAUGUCUCCUUGCAGCUCAUCUGCUACAGGCUGGGCCUUGCUCUUCCGGUGGUGGUUGCCGGCGACAACCUCAACUUUCCUUUGGUGGGGAGCUUCCUGCAGCAUGCGGGCGCCAUGUGGAUCCGUCGGUCCUUUGGUGACGACCAGCUAUAUACUACCUUGGUGCAGACCUACAUUGACACGCUGCUGCAAAAUGGCCACAACUUUGAGUGUUUUAUCGAGGGUGGCCGUUCCCGUACUGGCAAAUUGCUGUCACCAAAAUUUGGAAUCCUCAACUUCAUUGUCGACAGUGUACUUUCAGGGAGGACGGAAGACGCAAUCAUCUGCCCUGUCAGCACACAAUAUGACAAGGUCAUCGAGACAGAGGGUUAUGUUACAGAGCUUCUCGGCCAACCUAAGCAAAAAGAGAAUCUGGCUGAUUUUUUGACCGGAGGAUCGUCGGUGUUGUCACUCCGACUCGGCAGAGUAGACGUGCGCUUCCACGAGCCUUGGAGUCUACGUGGUUUCAUCGAUGAGCAACUGUCAAGGCUUAUUGGCAUCCCCAAAACUAUUGGAACAGACAUGACCAAAGAAAUUACCCCUGCCGUCAGGCAAAAACUACUCCGCACACUCGGCUACAAGGUUCUUUCGGAUAUCAAUGACGUCUCCGUUGUCAUGCCCACUGCUCUUAUUGGUACCGUGCUCCUGACUCUACGAGGCCGUGGUUGCAGCAAAGGAGAGCUCAUACGGCGUGUCCAGUGGUUGACUGCACGAGUGAGGUCCAAGGGUGGUCGGGUUGCACACUUUGGCAACGUCUCGCUGGAUGAAGUCAUUGAACGUGGACUUGACGUGCUUGGAAAAGACCUUGUCGGCAGGAUAGACGGUCUCACGGAACCUGUCUACUACGCUGUUGACCGCUUCCAGUUGUCCUUCUACCGCAACAUGACCAUCCAUCUGUUCAUCGCCGAGGCCCUGAUCAGCGCGGCCAUGUACAUCCGCGUAAAGCGUGGUGGCGGCCCAGAGAUCCAGGAUAUUUCCUACACUGAACUGCACGACCAUGUACUGUUCUUAUCAUCGUUGUUCCGUGGCGAAUUCAUCUUUUCGGGCGAGGGCUUGACGGUGAGCCUGGAUAAGACGUUAAAGAGCCUCGAAGCCGAGGGCGUCAUCGUAUUGCGACGGACUCCAGACGGUGUGGUGGACAAGGUCGGUCUCUCGGACCAAGAAAGGCAGGCCGGUCGUGAGAAUUAUGACUUUUACUGCUUUUUGAUAUGGCCAUUUAUCGAGUCGAGCUGGCUUGCGGCCGUUUCGCUGAUGGGAUUGGCACCACCACCUGGAGCAAGCUCGGAUAUAUGGUUCGAGUUUGCAAAGGCGCUAAACAGCGCGCAACUGCUCGGCAAGGAUCUCUACCACCAAGGUGACCUGAGCUACUUCGAGGCAGUCAACAAGGAAACACUCAAAAACUCUUACCAGCGAUUCGAGGAGGAAGGAAUAAUCCAGAUCGUCAAGUCCAAGGACCCCAAGAUCCCCCCACGGCUCCGGCUCAGUCCGGACUGGUCCCCGCAGCGCGACCCCACAACGGGUGUACUCACGCCAUCGGGCCGCCUGUGGGACUUUACGGAAAAGAUCGCGUCCAGCAGGCGCGAGGGCAAGAACCGCCGUGACGGCGCCACGGUUAGCACCAGGGUCCUCAAGCUGACGGACCUCUUGGGCCAGAGGCUCUACAACGACACGAUCAACAGCGAGGGCAAGAAGGGUUCGGCGCCGGCUCGGCUGACAAACGAGGAGAAGGCGUCGCUCAAAAAGACUGUCAAGGUGGAGAGGAAGCGUAGGACGCUGGAGAAUAGGGCGCGGCUAUAGGGACUUUUUAGGAGGCGUUAAUUUUUGGUAUUGUACAGCGUGGUGGGUGGCGCAUUGUUUUGCCGGUUUUCUUUUUGUCCUUUUUUUUUUCUGUAGCAUUAUGGUUAUGAACUGAGAAUAACAGCCAUAUAUAGGCUGUUGGACAGCGAGUCUGCUGCUGAUGCAUGUAUUAAAAAAAAUGGUUCCGUAAUACCUCUUUUCUAUUUUCCGCUGAUGCCCUGAACGCCCAGAAAGAAAUUCUAUCUCUAUGCAAACAAGUCUAUUUUUGUACAGGAUUCAGAAUUAUAUUGUCAAUCAGUCGCACGGCCGGCCCGCCGCUGUGGCCAAGGUCUUCACCAGGCUGCGGCGCCUCGAUGGGUAACAUCUUGACGGCGCCGCUCAGCACGGCUCCUCUCUCCGGGUCGACGCUUUCUAUCUCGACCAUUGUGUCGGGAUCGGCCAGGGAGAUGUAGUCGACCUCGAAGACGACCCUCUCCUCGGGCGACAGAGCCAUCUGCGCCGCGAGGGUAUCCCUCGUCACCGCCUCGGCCGGCCCCAGUAUCUCGGCCCUGGUCAGACCUCCAGCCUGGUACGCGGCCUCUGCGGCGCGCAGGGCGCGGUUCAACACGGUCGCGGCGCGCCUCCUCCUCGCGCCGAGGUAGACGUUCCUCGAGCUGAGAGCCAGACCGUCGGCCUCCCUGACGGUGGGGCCGAUGACGACCUCGGUGUCGAGGCAAAAGUCGCGAACCAUGGCGCGGAUGACGACGGUCUGCUGGACGUCCUUUUGGCCAAAGUAGACGCGGGUGGGCUGGACGAUGUUGAAGAGCUUCAUGCAGACGGUGGCGACGCCGCGGAAGAAGGUCGGGCGCGUGCGGCCCUCGAGCAGCUCGCCCACGGGCGUCAGCGUGACAAAGCUGCCCUUUGAGUCUGGCGCCUGCCCGGGGAAGCCCGAUGGGUACAUGGUCGGGGUGGUAGGGGCGAAGACGGCGGUGACGCGGCCCAGGUUGCCGCCGUCGUCGGCCAGGUCGC
Pyricularia grisea is the source of this 3904-nucleotide messenger RNA. RefSeq lists its product as uncharacterized. NCBI's taxonomy places the organism in Eukaryota, Fungi, Ascomycota, Sordariomycetes, Magnaporthales, Pyriculariaceae. The record is from RefSeq and is a predicted model, not a curated record. The transcript is spliced from 3 exons. Gene Ontology annotation, cellular component: mitochondrial membrane. The coding region runs from base 401 to 2896 and encodes 831 amino acids.